ACGAAGGAGGACAGGAUCAGGACCAGGCCUGGCACACUGAAGGAAUGGGGAAAUAUUAAUAUUAACAAGGAAAACCAGCCCCCAAAUUCUUUUUUGAGAUUGGAAGUGGCUGUUGCUCUCCUGACCACCAUGUCUUACGAUCGUGUGACAGUGAACAUGGAAAGGGAAGAAGUUUCCCUGGAGCGCACGGCACCACCCCUGGACCCUCAUCUCAUAAGCACCACCACUGGAGGCGUGGAGGCCUCGUGUCGAGACUGCCUGCUUCCCUUUGGGCUGGUGGUGGGCAUAAUUGGCCUGGCAGCCACCAGUGUGGCUGGUGCCCAUGAUUCUCCUGGUUCUGUGUUGUCUAUCUUGGGAUGGGUCUUGCUGGGAGCUGGGAUUCUGGGGGUGGCCUCCAGUUGCUUGUGGCAGCAGUACAGGAGGAGGAAGAGGUAUGGCAGCUGGACCGUACUGAUGGAGCCAGAGGCAAAGAAAGCAGUUGUGUGAUUGUCUGAGCCCAGUUUUCCUGUGAGCCAGAAGACAUUUCAAUAUGAAGUUUCCCUUCUAGUCGGAAUGCAAGCAAUGCAUCCUGCUUGGAAUAUCCAUCUGAUUCUUCUGACAUAAUCAGACUGCAAGAGGUGACAAAGUUUUGGAAGGGCUUUGGUGUAAUGUCUUUCCUCAUACAGUGUACCAGCACUUGGUAACAGAAGCCUCAAAGUUCUAGGCCUGGACAAAAAUCAAGCUCAGCAUGAAGGAUCCCUUCCUAAUGCUAAACCUUUGCAUCAGAUGAAGUAGACUAUAUUCA
Messenger RNA from Rhineura floridana, 784 nucleotides. RefSeq names its product transmembrane protein 100-like. Lineage: Eukaryota; Metazoa; Chordata; Lepidosauria; Squamata; Rhineuridae. The coding region runs from base 130 to 486 and encodes 118 amino acids. The record is from RefSeq and is a predicted model, not a curated record. The transcript is spliced from 3 exons.